AUGCGCAUAGCGUGUCUUCAGUUUGCGCCGCAGGUCGGCGACACAGACAAUAAUCUGAACCGCGCGGAUGCGGUGCUGGCCAAGGCAAGCCAGGACGACCUUGACAGCUUGGAUCUGAUGGUGCUUCCCGAGCUUGCAUUUUCAGGAUGGAAUUUCCAGUCCCCAGAGGACAUCGCACCAUAUCUGGAGCCAUCUGGGUCCGGCAUCAGCUCGCUCUGGGCUCGCACAGUGGCCCUCAAGCACAACACCAGCGUCCUCGUCGGCUACCCUGAGAAGGUGGAUGUGUCAGGACAUCACCAAGCCCACCCGGAAUUCUACAACUCGGCUAUCCUCGUGAACGGUGACGGCGAGACGGUGGCAAACUACCGCAAGACGUUUCUAUAUCGCCUGGACGAAGCGUGGGCUGAUGAAGGCCAAGGGUUUUUUGGUGGUCAAAUCUCGGGGCUGGGGAAUACGGCCAUUGGUAUUUGUACCGACAUCAACCCAUACAGGCUCGAGGCACCCUGGCACGCCUUCGAAUUCGCCUUCCACAUCCUCGAGGUGCGCGCAAGCCUCGUGAUUGUCACCAUGGCCUGGAUCACGGGUGACGACUGCGAACACUUCACCCAGUUUCCCGGCGAGCCCGACAUGGAGGCUCUCGCCUACUGGGCCCAACGCCUGGAGCCUGUUAUCAGGGACGAGUCCCGCGACGAGAUCGUUAUCGUUUUCUGCAACAGGACCGGGAUCGAGGGUGACGCCGUGUACUCUGGAACCAGUGCUGUCAUCGGCAUCCACCAGGGGGAAGUCAACGUGUACGGCCUGCUUGGCCGGGGCGUCAAGGAUCUCCUGGUUGUAGAUACCGACGACCCUCCUCUGGCGAAACUGAUCCUGCGCAAGGAGAACUGUCACUUGAAUGUGCCAGAGCACGAGACCAACAAGCAUGGGGGGCAGUCCAGUGCUGUCGAUAGCGUGCUGCUGACACCCUUCCCGAUAGACCCCGACGACAGGACACCGAUAAAUGCACCUGUCGCUGAGAGUCUUGAGGAUAAGCAGUCAGAAUACCACCAGACCUCAAGAGCUGGAGAAUCGGUCACGAAUACCCACACCAUACUCGCCAGACCAUCCUCUCCCAAGUCGCGCAACGUCAGCAGGGUCGGGCGGCCCAGACGGCGUCUGUCUAGCGCGGACCUCGCUGCUACUGCGCUGGACUGGCGCGACGCGGCUCAACAGCAGGAACACAGGAGACUGUCGGUGUCUCCGAGGCCAGAAUUCCCCAAGCCACGCAGUGCAAGUCUCUCUAGCCGAUACCCUGGCAUGGAUGAUGAGCUGCUUGAGCGAGCACUCGACUUCUACCUCCAAUCCAUCGCUCUCGACGCGAGGGAUGAGCUUGUCGCCUCUAGUGAGAACGAAUCUUUGUCAAAAAGCACGAGGAAUACCAGCCAAGGUUCAAUGCGCGAGGACGCGGUCAGACCAACAUCACAUCAGCGUUGCUUGUCUUCAGGCCCAGCAGGCAGGUCGGCCUCCGUUGAUGGGACGAUGCGUAAUCCUGUCGAGGAUGUCGUUGUACGGCUCGACCAUCAAAAGGCCCAUGCAAAGCUCUGGGAGGAGAUAUCGAGACUCGUGGAGGAGCACGUGGGACCAGGCGAGUCCAGCGAGGACCUCCGAGGACGACGUCGUAGCCGCGGUGCCGAUAUGGCUAGAGUUUCUUCACGGACUAAGGAUGGAUCUUCGCCUACCUUGUCGUCGCCAGCACGAUCACGAUACGGACAAGUCCACAGUCGCAGUGACGUCUCCCGCCAAGCCCGUCCAGAAAGCCCAAGUAUGUCGACCUCGAGACGGACAUCGCCGACGCAGACGACACCAAGAGUCAAUGUACCGAUUCGUUCGGUCAAAGACCCAUCCCUGGGUCCUCCAGCAGACCCCGAUGAUGAGAUCGUCGCCGAGAUCAUCUUCCGCCGACCCAACUGUGCUACUGGUGAUAACAGAAGCGCCCCAAGUCGGGAGUCCAGUGCGCGGGUACAUGACCAUGGCAGCACGAGCCCAGGAAAACAUAGCCAACAGUGUCUAGCAUCUGACGACGAGAGCGAGAAGACACCGACCAUCGCUCGACCUGUGACAGCAAGGCAACAAGACCUGACUUCCUUGGCCCUGCAGACGUCAGUCCAUGACCUGGACGAUGAGCUGCAGGCUCCACAUUUGUCAACGGCUUCCCUUGAUACUCUGAGCUCCUACGAGGCAUCGCCGGUGACGCCACCUCCCCCUGGCUCAUUCGAGCCGAGGACGCCAAAAGCCAUGAUUCUUGGCCUGGACUGCCCGGCUGCCGUUCAUCCGCCGACCAUCAAUCAUGUUGCGAUGGCUUGGGCUGGAUACCCGGGGCCGUCUCUGAGCGAGAGGAUAGCAGAUCAUUCUGAUGAGAGGCCUCGAAGCGCUCUGCUCUGACGGAGCUCGUUUCAAUGAAGACUGUGUUGAUGUCCUUUGUGUGUGUGAGGAGCAGGAAAGCAAAUGCAACUCAGCCCUGCUGCGCGGCGCGUGCAUGUCGAGUGUGAUAGCGUUUAAGUCGUGUAUAGUAAGGUGCAAGGUAAUUGAAUAUCCAGCUGUGUUCAACGU
Messenger RNA from Cryphonectria parasitica EP155, 2586 nucleotides. Its product is annotated as carbon-nitrogen hydrolase. The record is from RefSeq and is a predicted model, not a curated record. The transcript is spliced from 5 exons. Bases 1 to 2418 code for a protein of 805 amino acids. Lineage: Eukaryota; Fungi; Ascomycota; Sordariomycetes; Diaporthales; Cryphonectriaceae. Gene Ontology annotation, molecular function: protein-N-terminal glutamine amidohydrolase activity; protein-N-terminal asparagine amidohydrolase activity. Gene Ontology annotation, biological process: protein catabolic process.